Capsella rubella is the source of this 1173-nucleotide messenger RNA. RefSeq names its product F-box protein At3g57590-like. Lineage: Eukaryota; Viridiplantae; Streptophyta; Magnoliopsida; Brassicales; Brassicaceae. The record is from RefSeq and is a predicted model, not a curated record. Gene Ontology annotation, molecular function: protein binding.
AUGGAAGUGUUGCUUCUUAUUUACGUUUUGUUUUCUAGGGUUUCAUACUUCAACCCUAGCCUUGUAUUCUUCUUCUCUGGUGUGAAUCAGUUAGAACACCACAAGCCAAUGAUUUCCCAACGCAAUAAACGUUCUUGGAGUUCGAGGAAAAGAAGAGAAAACUUGGAACUUAUCCCAACUGAUGUCAUUAUGGAGAUUUUCUCGAGAUUGCCGGCAAAGUCUGUCGCUAGGUUUCGUAGCCUGUCGAUGCUUAACCUUCCAUAUUUCACAGAGUUGUUCUUAACCAAGUCCUUGGCUCGUCCACGUCUCUUAUUUGCGAUCAACCAAGGCAAUGAAUGGCUCUUCUUCUCAUCGCCUCAGCCUCAGAAUCCAUAUGAGAAGUUGUCUCUUGUAGCAACAGAUUUUCAUAUGAGAUUCAUUUCAUGUACAGACGACAUCAGUUGUAGUUAUUCUUCUGGUUUGAUCUGUAUCUAUGAUUGCCGGAUCCAAAAAGAGGGAAUUGAUAAGAUGAUAAGGAAGAUCCAGGGUCCACCCUUAGCCUAUGGGCGUUGUAGUAUAGGGGUAUGCAUCAAUGGGGUUUUGUAUUACAUAGCUUACGACGACGACUUAACUGGAGAGGUUAAAGUGAUUGUCUGCUUUGAUGUUAGGUCUGAGGAAUUCAAAACUGUAGACGCAAACCUCUAUUGUUAUCAAAAGCAUCUACAUCUAGUAAACUAUAAAGGUAAAUUAGGUGGGAUUAGUUGGGAGUAUGGUGAUGACACCCUUAAGUUGUCUAUGUGGAUUCUAGAGGAUGUGGAGAAACAACAAUGGUCUAUAGAUGUCUACACUUUGCCUAACAGUGAAAUCGUUGCUCCCUUGUAUUUAUCAGUUGUUGGAGUGACCGCAACAGGUGAAAUUGUUUUGUCGAUGGACUAUACAUGUAAACCGUUUUAUGUUUUCUACUACAAUCCCAAGAGGAACACUCGCCAAAGGUUUGAAAUCCAAGGUUUUAGAGGGUUUGGGACUGAUUGCGGAGUUUACACCUUUGUUGAUUAUGUAGAGGAUCUUAGUCUUAACGAUGCAAAGCAACUCAAUUUAAGCAUCUAUACUCCAUCUAUGAAGAACAAGCGUAGCCUAAAUGCCAUCACGAAAAGGCCAACAUCGGGAAGAAGUAAGAGAAAGGGACAAAGAUAA